AAGGCAAAUAAUCUUGUUCCCUCCCAAAACACACGAUCUCUCGCUCCUCUCUUCUCUCUCUCGGCGAUAAUGGCGGAAUCACCAUCGCACAGUGAUGCACAGCUCGUUGCUCAUCAAGCUCCUGCUCAGCAAGCUGAAUCGGAUCUGACGUCUCUCGUCUUCGAAUUGUCACAGCAAGUUCAGAUGGGAAUGGAGAGCAUGCUCAAGAUGGUCAAUGAGAUCGAUCAAAACUCUGUUGGAAUCAAGGAAGAAAUUGAGAAAUCGAAGGAUUUUGCAAUGGAGAGGAAAAGGGUUCUGGAGGAAGAGAAAGAACAGUUUCAGAAAGCUGCUUACACUAUUCUAGACAUGCUAAGCCACAGCCGAGGCUAAUAAUCCUCAGGAUAUGCUCUGUAGUCUGGAGAAAACUACAUCAGGUAAAAGAAAACGUUAUAAUGUCAGUAAAGAAACUCUUAUUGGUUUUGGUUCUGUAGCCUUAUUGAAUCCACCAUAUUCAUUAAGGUAUUAGCUUCACA
Molecule: messenger RNA, 512 nt
Organism: Capsella rubella
Lineage: Eukaryota; Viridiplantae; Streptophyta; Magnoliopsida; Brassicales; Brassicaceae
Exons: 4
Coding region: 70-369 (99 amino acids)
Source: RefSeq, a predicted model, not a curated record